This is a messenger RNA of Erpetoichthys calabaricus (reedfish), 661 nucleotides long. RefSeq names its product small serum protein 3-like. The transcript has 4 exons. Lineage: Eukaryota; Metazoa; Chordata; Cladistia; Polypteriformes; Polypteridae. The record is from RefSeq and is a predicted model, not a curated record. The coding region runs from base 127 to 471 and encodes 114 amino acids.
AAAACUUAAAAAAAUGGAAAGAGCAGCAGGGUGGGACCUCCUGACGGCUCCUUAUAUAAACACUCUCUGCCUGCAGUCGCCAUUACUCAACACGUUACAUCCGUGGAAACAGCAAAAGCCGUGAAGAUGAAUGCUCUCUUGUGCUUAGCCCUGGGACUUCUGGCGACAGCCACUCUUUGCCAUGGUCAGUGUAUGAUGUCUCUACCAGAGAUUGAUCCAGUCACUGGUGAACCGGUCCCAGGCUGCCGGGAUGAUGAAGGUGUUUUACACAACUUCGGUUCUACAUGGAACAAUAAACGCUGCUACGCGUGUAGCUGUAACAAGUAUGGAGCACAAUGCUGCAAUCGAAUUCCAACUUAUUUUGGUCUCCCCAAAUCCUGUAAAGUUGUGGUGAACAAGGACUGCAGCCACAAUCUGGUGAACACGCGUGGGCCUGACAGCGACUGUGUCCCAAAGAGUGCUGUUUUGUAAGAUGACGCUCUCUUUUCUAAGAAAAUCUCCAGUCAACAUUUGGAAUCUGUUUUUUAUUUUGUUUCUGUGCUUUAUUCACCAAGACAUCCUCUUUGAUAGUGAAAGAAAACAUACUAAUUCAUAGCUUACAAAUUCACUACAUGUACAAUAUGAGUAUUUGCUGAAUUCACCAAAAAUAAAAACAUUAUUU